GACUCACACAUUCAUAUGGAGAUUUGGGAGUAUAAAUACAGGGCGGCGAGGCAGAGGAGAAGGCAGCUCAGACUCGACUGGCUCUUCAAACCGAGCAGGAACUCCGACUCUACAGCCAUGGCUCCCACUGUUUUUGGACAAGCAAGUUACUCUAAGGAGCACCUGACCCCUGCUCACAAGUUAAGAAAACCAAUGGUGGAGAAGCUGCGCCGAGACCGCAUCAACACCAGCAUCGAGCAGCUGAAGUCCCUGCUGGGUCCAGAGUUCCUCCGGCAGCAGCCCGACUCCAAGCAGGAGAAGGCGGACAUCCUGGAGAUGGCCGUGUGCUACCUGAGAAACUGGCAGCAGCAGAAGCAGCAGAAGCAGCAGCAGGCGACCUCCGGCCCGAUGACGGCCAGCGACGGCUACUCCCACUGCGUCCAGGAGGCCGUCAGCUUCCUGUCCCACAGCGAGCUCCAGACCCAGGCCCACAGGCUGCUGCUCAGCCACUUCCAGGGCCUGCAGCAGGCGUCCGGCAGGACCAGCCACAGCCCCUGCAGCCUCUCGCCGCCCGGCUCCCCCCGCCAUCAGGUCACCUCCGGCAAAGGUGGGAGCCAGGGCGGCUGUGCUCUGUGGAGGCCCUGGUAGGACGGAGGCACGCACCGGGGGAGAGAACUACGUCUGUGAACGUCAUGGACAGAAAGUUAUUAGACUCGCUGAAGUCUUGUUUCCUUUUGCUUCGGCAGAAGGUUUGAUAUUGUUGAGGGUUAUUACCGGUACACCUUUGGAAGGACUUAAAAGAUUCAGGUUUUACUGAAUAUAUAUACAUAUAUAUAUAUAUAUAUAUAUAUAUAUACACAGUGUGUAUCGAUAUGAUUCACUUUAACGUUUAAAGUGCUUACUAGUGAUUCUUCCUGUGAGGAAAACAACUUUCCUUUUUGUUUGUUUUGCAAACUACUGUAUUAACCAUAUUGGUUAAUUGUCUUAUCUUUGACUCGUACGUUGUUUUUUUUUGUUUGUUUUUUAUCAGCAUGUUGUUGAUGAAUCCAAACCAUGCCAUAAAGUGAUCCUAUGGAUCCACCUCUGAUGUAAAUCUUUUUUUUUUAAAGAUUAUACUUCGACUGUGUGUGAAUGAGUGUUGAUGCUGAUACUAUAUCUGUUCCUUGUACACUUGUGAUGUUCCUAAUAGAUGUUUGUCAUCUUCAAGUGAAUGCCUUUUAUAAAGGUGUGUUGAUAUUGAUCUUUGCUAUAAAAAAAAAGAAUCUGUUCUACUGCUUCUUUGAGAAGCUUGACAAUGAAAGUUUGAAUAAAUAAAUAAAUAAAUAAAUGGAAAACUUCUCAUGAAGUUUUGCAGUUGUUAAAAAAAAAAAAAAA
Molecule: messenger RNA, 1353 nt
Organism: Mugil cephalus (flathead mullet)
Lineage: Eukaryota; Metazoa; Chordata; Actinopteri; Mugiliformes; Mugilidae
Product: transcription factor HES-5-like
Biological process (GO): anterior/posterior pattern specification; regulation of transcription by RNA polymerase II; regulation of neurogenesis
Cellular component (GO): nucleus
Molecular function (GO): DNA-binding transcription factor activity, RNA polymerase II-specific; RNA polymerase II cis-regulatory region sequence-specific DNA binding; protein dimerization activity
Source: RefSeq, a predicted model, not a curated record